AGCUAAACAAAGUAUCGAUUGAGCAGCCGACUGUGAGGGAAAAAAUCAGCGUCCCAGAAAGGUAAUUUAUAUAUACUAUUCAUUAUAUAAAUAAAACACGGGCACAUACAUGAGGAACACAUUACCACCAGUUCACAAGUAGAAUUAUCGUUUUAUCUUCUACAUCAUGAUUUAUUGAUUUAGUGCUAAUGAGGAAAGAUACACACGUGCACCAACGCUACCGAUGAAAGAUUAUCCAGACGUGAUUAUACAAACACCGGAAAGAAGAAAACAGAGAACUAAAAAGGCAAAAACACCUAAAGUAUCGAAAACAGAGGUCGAGGUAAGUCCAUGUGGACUUAGUAUCUAUCAAUGUAAGAUUAGCUCCGUAGAUCGAAUAGACAGAAUUUGCUUGCGCUCCUAUCCAAUACAACCUUUCGGAAAGUAUGUCACUUUGCCUAUAGAGCUUCGUUUUCGUAUAUGCGACAUUAGUUAAAGCUGAUGUGUCAAUCACGAAAACGAGGUUCUAUAGCCAAGAUGGCGUACUUUCGGGAAGCGUGUAUUCAGAACUUUCCAUAUGGAUUUGGAAAUAGAUUACAGUAGUUUACAAGAGCAUGGAGUAGAAGAAAGAUGACACAUGGAUAAUUCUCAGUUUAUAAUUUCGAUCACAAAUUAAUUAGCAUUAGUGCAUUACGGCAUGUGAAUCAAAAUUAAAGAGUGAGUGGAAUAACUCACGAGUUAUUACCACAACCAAUCUUUAUGGUCAAAGACUAUUUGAAAGCAUACCACAUCAAUUAUAGCAACCAUGUUGCUUUAAAUAGGGAUGAUGGUACGUUUCAUUACGUCUUUAGAUUAGUCUUUAAACUAUAGACUGUAUAAUAUCACAAGAUUGGGCCAUCAAUGUAAUUUGUCUAGAAAUAACAUUCACCUACUUUAUACCAAUUAGCGAUAAAGGAAUGAUACGAUGCCCUGCAGUUACCAGAACAUUGGCAAUGAUUAAUUAUUUUAACGACAUCGUUAUAGAAUCCAGCCACAGUCCCAGCUGCCCCGGCUGCUGAAUUUGAAAACAUCACCCGUAUGAGCUUUGAUAGUCCUUCAAACAUCGCCAUUGAUGACAUUCCUCUUCGAUUACGACCUGCGGUGAGGCAAGAGACCGAACCACAGAAACCAGCUGGUAAAGAUAUGGUCGAGGAUUCAGGUGUCCCUCGCUCGUGGAUCGAGAGUAAAAACAGAGUGGACUUGAAGAGUAAGAAAGGUGAUAGCAAGGAGGAAGAAAAGAUGGCAACUGAUGCAUCCAGUGGUAAUACACGCACACAUGCGGCAGAACUUGAUGACGCUGACUCGGAUGAUACCAUACAAAUUAAGGUUUGUUCUCAUGAUUGAUUUUAUGAGGCAAGAUUUUUGUAUAUCACGUAUGUGCGAUGAAAAGCGUUCAAAACCUAAAAUAUUUAUAUAUACAUAUCUCAAAAUUAUUUUUGUUUAACUUUAUUUUCUAGUUUGUACACUACAGUUAGCUACCUUUUUGAAUGCAUCAUAAGAUUGGAGUAAAAAUUGACAAUUAAAAUACAUUAUCAGUGAAGUUUUGAAUUGAUGCCAUAUUUAUAGCAAAACAUAGGGAACUUCAUACUCUUGCGUGGCGGAAUCUCUUUAUUUUACUAUUAUUUAACAGAUAAAGAACUAAGCAUAGCAUUUUAAAGCUUGUUUUCCAAUUUACAAACAUAUAAAAAAAUACAAAUUUUGAAUCUAGUCAUACCCAAGUGGUAUAAAUAUCAUACAAGAAAUCUACUCUUAACAAUAUUAAUAAAAAAUCAGUUGUGGAAGCUUUUGCCUUUAUGUCUCAAACAACUGGAGUAUCUCAAAAACGAAGAAUAAUAUCGAGGGUGAAAAUGCAUGCACUACUGAACUAUUAAUGUUUACUUCCGAUUUAUUUUCAUUGGUGGGUAGGUGAACAUAGAAAAAUGGAGAAACAAAAUGAGACAACGGGAGAAAAGAAAGGAACGUGGCGAAGUAAGAAAACGCAAGGAACAGGAUAAACUGAUCGCGGUGGAAGAGAAGAAACUGUCAAGGCGUGAAUGGCUUAUGGCACAACCUGAGGUAAGUGAACAUAUCUUCAGUGGACUUCAGUGGACAGUGAGACAUAUUUAGUGGGUACUCCUCUAAAAGUACAAUAUACUUUUUAGAUUCAAGCAAUUUUGGAUGGCGAAGAUUUGUCAAGACCUACUUCAUUGUAAGUUCAUAUGUAUUUUGUUGUCACAGCAGGUUCAAUUACGCUUGGAUAAUCAAGUUAACUUCGUAACUGUGCGCUCUUCUUCCAUUUCACAAAUAAGGAUCACACUAAGUCUACUCGAGUGUUUGGGUUUAACCAUAAGCCGUUCGAUAUAUGUUGCGGUCAUAGUUCUUCGUCACAUCAAAAUAAUCCAUAAUUGUCCAGCUAAAAUCGCCAGACUCCACUAUACAGGUUGUUGUGAUUCGUAGUAGUAUACAACCAAUCAUUACAUCUCGGCUCGCGUCAGGUUGUAAGGAUGACGGUUAUCGGUUUGUUGGUUGGUUUGGUUAUUUUGCGCUCCGUCCAACUAGCGAAAGUAAACUUUAAGGUUCUUUUCCACUCAUUGCAAAAAUGAAUUCGCAAGCUUGCUGCGAGUGCUUGCAUCUAAUUAACAUAAAUUGUCGAACAUUGCGAUUGGAUGAAACCCCUCGCAGCGUCGAUUCUUGCGAUGAAAAGAAAAUAGGCUAAAUAGACAAAAAAUAAAUAGACUGAAAUUGUAUAUGGCUCGUGGUGUGACGUUUCUCUUCAGUCGCGUUUAUAGAUACCUUAAAUUAGGCCACGUUUACAUGAGACAGGGACGAUUUCUUUUAGGUCAUAGUGAUAUUUAUAAUAGAUGUUUAUAUAAGACUGGGACGAAAAAUUGCUCAGAUCGGUCUGAAGUCAUCCCAGUCGCCGAACCAAACCGACUACCUUAAGACCGGGAUAGAUGCAAACACAAAUACAUUUCAGACCGGUCUCAGUUGUGUUUUUGGCUUCGGAACAAUACUGACAUAUGCUCGCAAAAGCACUGUAAACAAAGAAAAUGGCAGGCAAGGCCAAGGGGAAUAAAUUGAAAGAUUUGUGAUUUUCGUACCGGUCUCAUGUGAACAUACUGAAAAUUUCAAUUUUCAUCCCGGUUUGCCUUCGUCCCGCUCUCGGGGCCUUGUCUAGAUAUCUGAUCUCUCUGGAAUUUGUUCAAAAUCAAUGCCAAUAAAACGUUUUUGUUUAUCUGUUCCUAAUUCCAUCAAGGCCAUGAGCAUGUUCGAGCUCACUCGAGAGGAAAGCAGUACUCAUUCGUUACUUUAACGGCACUUUCGAUAACAUUUACUUUUCAACACUUUUGAUAAUGCCGGGCUGCCUCAUGCAGCCCCAUAUGUUGACAUAAGUUACGCACACGUAGUAGACUAUUAAGACCGUUAUAUUGUUGUUUAGAAGAAAAAAGAAACACCGCCGAGAGCGUUGGCGUGAGUCCAGAAAACAUCCUGACAGCGACAGUGAUGAUGAGGUAUUAAAAUAACGAUAAAAAAUAUUGUUAACGUCUUCUACAGCAGAACAAUCAACUUAUUCUUACUCAAGUUGUCUGUCUCAAGGCAAAUUGAUUUUUGUCGUGGGGGUAAGCCCUUAUGGUGAAGCCUAGUCAAAAUGAACCUCUUUAUGGUCCAUGAAUCCAACAGUCCUGACUAAACAUCAUGCAUUGGUGAAAUACUUAUUUUUCAAACCUUAUGGGUAAAAUAAUAAUAAGAUUGAUCCAAAUUGAAAAUCUUUAUUCUUAUUGUGAAACAAACAAUAUAAAAUAUUGGUCAAGAAUUGGUUCUUCAUACUCAAAGAAAUUCAGUAAAGGCCAGCCUUGACCAUGCAUCAACAUUUUUAUAUUGAUAUUUCAUGUAAUAUCAUUCAUUUUUGUCAACACGAUCUCAAAUGCUUAUAAUUUAAAAAGCAGGAAUGAAUUUCAAGUUUAUUCUACUCCAAAAGACGGGACGUACAGUAAAACCGGUAGGAUCCAAAAAAGUCGAUUCUUUAUAAACUAUAUCACAAUUCCAUAUCAUCACACGGACUGUCUGUAGCUCGCUAAAUAUCGUAGUCGUGGUCACAGCUUUAGAUGAUUCUCCAUUAACGCUAAAGAUAAAUCGCAUGUGUCUCGGUCUUAACCUUUUCUUGUGAUGUAUUACAGGUCACGGCUGUUCCAGUAAGACGACAUCACCGCCGACGAUGGCCGCAGAGAUCAGCACGUCGAGUAUAUCCAUCUGAACAUGAUGGUGUCCGUUUGAUCGCUGUUCGACCAAAGAAGGUGUGGAAGCACUUAUCUUGUUAAUAUGUAUUAGCGGUCGUGAAGUUCUUCUAUAGCUUCUGUUAAUUCUACUGCGUGCCUUGCGCUAGAUCAUAGAUUUUUUGGCAUCAUCACCAAGUUUUUACUUUAUUAUAACCAAGUUUUAAUUGAAGAAUUAUUCGUUCCGCAGUUCAGUAAUUUAUCCCGAGUUAGAAACACUUUGUGCAUGUUCAAAUGCUGUUAUAUCUCUUAGCUUCUGGGUAAAAAUCUUUAAUAUUUUUUUGUCAUUAGAAUAAUUGCUAUACAGUAUCCAUGAUUCUCUACCCAAUAAAACUACCCAACAGUUUACCAUCCUGGCUUACAAUUGCAAUUUAGUAUAGAAAACCUUUUUAUGAAAACAUUUUGCGUAAAUAACAUGGUCAAAAAGGAACAAUGGUUUUCCUCCAUUGAAAUAUUUUUUGCAUCGAAUACGAAGCGAAUUCGUUUUUUUAAUUAGGUUUUUGGGACAAUAUCACAAAAAAAUGCAUUGCUCCUUAGCCAAGCGGAAUUGUUCAUGUAUAUUAUUACUUUUUACAGCCAAGAGUAUAUGCAUUCGAAGAUUCUGGGCCUGAACGAGAAUUUGAACCGAGGUACAUAGUGCCCGAGGACAGCAGUACUCCCUUGCAAGGAACAUCAGAGCCAGUGAUCCCUGAAGCUGUGCAGUUCAGGGAAGAAUAUAAUUAUUCACCGGAUAGUGUGUACGAUGGUAAGUAUAGAACAAAGUCUAGUUAUUUUAGGGGAGUACAAUUAAGGGUCAACAAUACCAGUGAUAUUUGACCAAAUUUCGCAAGAUUUUAAUCCCAUACGACUCUUUAAAACUUUGGUAAAACAAGAAAUACUAUUCUGAGUACCCACUGCGUUCAUUUACGAAUUGUAGUUAAGACAAAAUAUAAAGGUUUCCGGCAGGAGGAGUAUUAAAGACGCACAAACCUUUGAAAUGAAGUGGCCGGAAUUAAUAGAAUUUCCAUUGUUUCUAGGAUUUUUCUGGCAUGGAUUCCGUGACACCUGCGCACCAUUUCCUAAUAACAUAUCCCUCCUACUGAUACUUUGAACUUGAGGGAAUGGUGUGACUGCUGCUAAUACUCCAUCGUGUAUUAACAUUUCUUAAUUUUCAAUUUAGAAGAAUUUUACGACCCCUACGUUCCAGAAUACGGUGAACCACGUUACUAUCAACCCCCAACAACAGGAUACGUAAUAACACAUGCUCCUGUAACAUUAGAACAACAGCUACCUUUAAGAUUGCAGGAGACAUCGUUUACUGGAACACCUCACAGACCACAGCGACCGAUUGGUCCCAGAAAAGCAACUCGAGGAAUGUAUUUUGAACAACAGCCACCAAGGCCGUCGAAUUUAUAUUCUCGUGCGAGAAAAUCUCCAGGUGGAGCUAAAAGUGAUACAAUAACAGACAAAACUGGACAGACGUCAAGCAGGAAUGCUCCUCCUGGCGAAAACACUACACCACGUACAACUACUGAUAACGUACAUACACCAAGUCCGGAAAAAAGUGUGAACGCCUCAAGCCACAGUGAUAUUUCGCCUGGUAGAUCGUGGGAAUCUAAAACUGAAGAAGACUUUAAGAACUAUAGUAUGAACGAGAGUGAAGCAAGAAAGUUGGUUUCCCGCGUGUUAGACAGAGCGAAAGGCGAGGCUGAUCGAAGUUAAAUCUAAACGAAAGCGAUUACAAAUACUGUAUAUACGUUAGCAUCCUUAAAGCCUGGUUCACACUGGUCGUAUUUCAUCGGCGAUCUAUUGUAUUCUUUUACGAUAGACAAAGCAUUUUACACACCAAUGACCACAGGUAAAAUCCCCGAUUCUUACGACCAGUGUGAAUCAGGCAUAACAUCUACGUAACCGAAACGAAAUUUGCACCCAGACUAGUAGUAUGAUUUGUGAUUCAUCCGAUGGAAUGUUCGCCCGUACUCGUAGUAGUUAGUGAUGUUGGAAUCAAUAAAUCCAAAAGGACACUGUCAGCUGUAUUUUACCACAAAUUUUUAAAUCUGUAACGUUGACAUCAAUCAACCUAAAGGCUUCAUUUAUUCAUUAUGGUGCACUAUAUUGGUGUAUGCGAGAAAAUCUGUACAGGCUUUUCAAACCCUUCCGAAAACUGCCUGUGGUAAGCUACAAAUUGAACAAUUCUCAUUAAAUGUACAGUACUUACAACAGUACACGUACAGAAUGGACAAUUAGAACAUUCUAAUACUUCAAAAAUUAGUAUUUAUUUAAUAUUUAUUUAUCUUAAAAGGGCCAUUAUGUAAACUACUGGGCCACCAGUAAUCAAGUUUUUCUUCUCUUAUACAUUACAUUAGAAACAUUCAAGUCAAACCAUAUUAUGGCAAAGUAUAUACAUGUACUGCAACACAAAAGAAUAUGAAUAACUGGAGAAUAUAAUAAAGAAUAUAAAAUAACAAUUCUAUUAAUAGCUGGUCACCAUUAAUUGGUCACCAUAUGUAACAAUUUUUAUAAUUGAUAAAUAAUAAAAAUAUUGUACAUAUUUUUAAUUAAAUUAAUACGUCUAUAUAUUUUAAAUAAUAUAAAAAUUAUGCGAUAAAUUAGUUGUUCACUUUCCAUCUUAGUAAAUGUUGAUUUGUUAUUGUAUGUGCUUUCUUAAUGAAUUUUUAUAACGACGUUGUCAUUGAACCAGUGAAGGGAAAUAUCUUACAAACUCCCUUUCACAAAAGGCUUUUCAUAUGGUACAAGUCAGGCUGGUUUGCUAGUACCAGGUCAAGGAUUAUCUUGUUUUAUAUUUUUUCUGGAUUAUACUCACAUGUGUGUCGUGAUCGCCACAUAUCACAUUACCGGGGUCAUAUGAAACUAUCAGGCGGCCAGUUCGGGUUAGCGGGGCUGGGAUACAUGAAAUCGUGUUUCAUAUACCUACGAUACCAUUAGACAGAUGCACAUUGGGGGGGGGGGAGAAGAUGAGGGGGGUAUUACAAUCGCCCCGCGGCACAUUCUCUAUAUGUUAUAGUCUUGCAAUUUUUGCUACGAUUUCUAGUCCGAUUUUCUUCUUCUGAUGCAUGUGAAUAUGUAUGUGUAAGCUGAGUCAUGAAUAAAUGAGUAUA
Paramuricea clavata is the source of this 7369-nucleotide messenger RNA. The record is from the annotation of a GenBank genome assembly. Lineage: Eukaryota; Metazoa; Cnidaria; Anthozoa; Malacalcyonacea; Plexauridae.